AUGAAACUAGGCACCAAGUUCUUCAUAGCCACGGAGGUGGGCUUCACGGGGGCGCCCACGCUGCUCGCAAUCAUCUACGACCUCUACACCGACUAUGUGCUCAAAAACCCCUUCUAUGAGGUGGAGAUGCCCAUCCGCUGUGACCUCUUUGACCUGCAUCUGCCUGCUGCCAUCCGCAAGGACCGCUCUUUGCUUGCCGCUGGGGUCGUCGUGCCCGGCCGAUCAUAG
Molecule: messenger RNA, 228 nt
Organism: Closterium sp. Naga37s-1
Lineage: Eukaryota; Viridiplantae; Streptophyta; Zygnematophyceae; Desmidiales; Closteriaceae
Source: the annotation of a GenBank genome assembly